UGCUCGUGGACCUUACACCACCACCCAUGUUGAGUACAUAAACACUGAUAGCCGCUGUUAGAAAGGCUUCAGUCUGACGAAGAAGCGAACGGCCCACGGUACAAUGAAGCCCGUGCUUCUGCUUGCCAUUGUUCUGCUGCAGCUGAGCUUUCCUUGUGUUCAGCUCGCCAGCUUAAAGGACAAAGAGGAACAAGGCGUAAAAAGUCAAAUAGACGAAUCCAUUCUCAAGGCCGAUCUGGGAGACGUCGUCCCUCCACUUGUCAAAGACUCCAUCCCGAACGAGCAGGUGAAAUCGGAGAGACAGUUGGAGCAGGAAUGGAGGAUGUCUCAUGGUCUCUUUGUCGACAACGUUAACCUGCAGUGGAUCCCCUGGAAUGGAUCCCUCCCCGACGGUGCCGUGUCCAUCCUGAACGGGUACGCCUCUCGCACAGACUACGUCUGCAAGUUCAAUUGUGAGGCUGGCUUCUACAAUCCAAACAAGGGCCCGUACUGCUUAUAUCCCUAUGCCGAUAAAGAGUUUUAUGCAUCUACGUUCGAUAUUCUGGUAAACCGGGACAAUUUUGAAUUUACAGAGUGGCUCUCGGGGUCCUACGGGUCCGUUCCAGAUGCUGGAAUCCGAUCCUGUACUGGAGUUGGCAUCUAUGUAGGAAAGAACAAGUAUGGGCUUGGUAAGGUAGUCCCUCAACACGGAGCAUUCUUCUUGCCAUGGGAGGGUAAGGAGUACUGGUACAAGAAUUACCAAGUCCUCUCCAUCAACACCGCCACCUACAGUCAGCACAUCUCUCAUGUGGUGUAUGGAAUCGAUCAGAUCAAGUUCUUUCAACACCCUCCCGAAACAUUAAAGCUGUCCACAGUUGUAAACAACGAAUGCCAUACAGUCAAAAAGACGGUCAUCUUGGAGAAGACUACCGAGAUCGAGAGGCACUGGGACAUCGGUCGCUCCGUCCGCAACGACUCCCAUUCCAGCAUCAGUGCCCAGAUCCCACAGUUAGGUGUAGGAUCUGUGGAAUUCACCAAAGAGAAGACAUGGCAGUUCUCACAAGGCACUUCAACCGCAGAGUCUACCACCCAUAAGAUGUCCAUCGAAGUAAGCGCCCCACCCGGUCACUCGUGCGCCGUGCGGAUGGAAGGUAAGAAGAUCAAACUGGAUAUUCCCUUCACGGCGCGACUCAGCCGUACAUACAUUAACGGGGAAACCCAGUGGACCUCCAUCUCGGGCAAAUAUGAUGGAGUGCAAGUCGGAGAACUGAAAGCCAUCGUGGAACGCUGUGAGCCAGUCGCUGAUGCCAAACCCUGUCCAGCGGUAUAAGGGGCUGAAAUCCUACUGACUACCAUCACAACCACCUGUGUGAAAAUUAAGGAGAUCUGUGGUGCCAACCUGAAUUAUCCUUACAUCCUUAAAGUUAACGGCACAAGACAAACAAUGAAGUGCCAGUCAGAGAGAUAUGAGCAGAAAUAAAACAAAUUGAACC
This is a messenger RNA of Erpetoichthys calabaricus (reedfish), 1472 nucleotides long. Its product is annotated as natterin-3-like. The transcript has 3 exons. The record is from RefSeq and is a predicted model, not a curated record. Bases 104 to 1309 code for a protein of 401 amino acids. NCBI's taxonomy places the organism in Eukaryota, Metazoa, Chordata, Cladistia, Polypteriformes, Polypteridae.